Molecule: messenger RNA, 1396 nt
Organism: Chiroxiphia lanceolata (lance-tailed manakin)
Lineage: Eukaryota; Metazoa; Chordata; Aves; Passeriformes; Pipridae
Product: lens fiber major intrinsic protein-like
Biological process (GO): transmembrane transport
Cellular component (GO): plasma membrane
Molecular function (GO): water channel activity
Source: RefSeq, a predicted model, not a curated record
GACCCCGUCCCCACACUUGUCCCAGCUGUGUGAGCCCCCCCAGUCUCCCCCCAGGGACAGCCCUGUUCCCAUUCCCAUCCCAGCUGUGUGACCCCCCCUCUCCCUCAGCUCCCCCCCCAGCCUUUCAUCCCGGCCUUUCAUCUCCAGUCGUCCUGGCAACACCCGAAAGGGUCCAAGGCUGUUGCCAUGGCACCCAGGGAUGCUCUGAACCUGAGCCAAGGACCCCGCAGCCCCCCCGGGGCUCUGUCCCAGCCUCAGCCCCUCAGCACCCCAGGGGUGCCCUGCGCCAAGGGGGUGGCAGUGCCAGGGGGUGGCAGUGCCAGGAGUAGAGGUGCCCACAGCUGUGCCAUGGCCACUGGGGAGGACCUGCGCAGCGGCUGCUUCUGGCGGGGGGUGCUGGCGGAGGCCGUGGGGACCCUCAUCUUCGUGGGGGUGGUCCUGGGGGCCUCGGCGGGCCCCGGCCCCCUGGCGCCGGCGCUGGCCGGGGGGCUGGCGGCCGGGGGGCUGGUCUGCACCCUCGGGGGGCCACAGGCCAACCCCGCGCUCACGCUGGCCCUGCUGUGCACCCGCAAGCUCGGGGCCCUGCGCGGGGCCCUGGCGGUCCUGGCCCAGUGCGCGGGGGCUUCGCUCGCCGCCGCCGCCGCCUACACAGCGCUGCCGGACGGCACCGGCCUGGUCCCCAGGGUGAGUGUCCUCGGCCCCGUGCCCGUCCCGAGGUGCUCAGGAGGGGAACAGGUGUCCCUCCCGCAGGUGGGGACGGUGGGGACGGCGCUGGCCUGGGAGACCUUCGCCACCUUCCAGCUGGCACUGGCCGCCUUCGCCACGGCCGAGCGCGUGGCCCCACAGGCCGGGCUGGCCCUGGGCAGUGCCGUGGCCGCCGGCGCCCUGGCCGCGGGGCCGUUCUCAGGGGGCAGCAUGAACCCCGCCCGCGCGCUGGGGCCGGCCCUCGUCACCGGGGUCUGGGACCACCACUGGGUGUACUGGCUGGGGCCGGUGCUGGGUGCGCUGCUGGCCGGGCUCACCUACGAGUUCGUCCUGGCCCCCGGAGCCUCCCGGGAGAAGUUGGGCGCCUGCCUCGCCUGCCGGGACGUGGCACUGGUGGAGACCCCCAGCCCAUCCCCUUCCUCACCCUCUGCCCGUGGCCCCCCGGCCCCCCCGGCUGAGCGGGACCAGGGGACAGCCUGAGCCCCCUGGACCCCCCACUCCGACCCACCCCACCGACCCUCGACACCCCGACACCGUUUCCUCGUAGAGCCCAGAACCUUCCGUGGGGGGCAGCCAGGGCAGGGUGUCCCCCCGGGAGGAUGAGGGGUCCCUGCACGAUGGCUCCAGCCCCCCCCAACCUUUUACUGUCCUCUCUGCCCCCCGGCAGGAUUAAAGGUGGUUGGGGGUCGCA